AAAUGCCUGGCACGCCUGGGCAGCAGGGCAGAACUCAGGGCACGCGCAGGGCUUCCAAGUGUCUUGCCCAUCCAGCUUCAACCAUGGCAGAGCGCUCUGACAAAGUUCCUAUCACCCUGGUGGGACCCGACGACGUGGAGUUUGGCAGUCCCCCGGCGUACGCCACCGUGACCGUGAAGCCCGCCAGCCCCGCGAGGCUGCUCAAGGUCGGAGCUGUGGUCCUCAUUUCAGGGGCGGUGCUGCUCCUCUUCGGGACCAUCGGGGCCUUCUACUUCUGGAAGGGGAGUGACAAUCACAUUUACAAUGUCCAUUAUACCAUGAGUAUCAAUGGAAAAUUGCAAGAUGGGUCAAUGGAAAUAGAUGCUGGGAACAACUUGGAGACCUUUAAAAUGGGAAGUGGAGCUGAAGAAGCAAUUGAAGUAAAUGACUUCCAGAAUGGCAUCACUGGAAUCCGUUUUGCUGGGGGACAGAAGUGUUACAUCAAAGCACAGACAAAGGCUCGUGUUCCUGAGGUGGACACCAUGGCCAAACAAAGCAUCUCCUCUGAGCUGGAGGGAAAGAUCAUGCCAGUUAAGAAUGAAGAAAAUUCGCUUAUCUGGGUGGCUGUUGACCAGCCUGUGAAGGACAGCAGCUUCUUGAGUUCUAAAGUCCUUGAACUCUGUGGCAACCUCCCUAUUUUCUGGCUUAAGCCUACAUAUCCAAAAGCACUUGUUGCAGAAAUCCAGAGGGAAAAACGAGAUGUAGCAAGAAACAUCAUUCCAUCUACCACCAGGAGACCACUCAGUGGGCCACGGGGCAGCCCAGGCCCAGGAAGAUGGAAUAACGCAACCAGGCCCAGUGUUCAAGAGGAUGAGGAGAGCUUCAAUCCUGAUAAUCCUUACCACCAGCAGGAAGGAGAAAGCAUGACAUUUGACCCAAGACUGGAUCAUGAAGGAAUAUGCUGUAUAGAAUGUAGGCGGAGCUACACUCACUGCCAGAAGAUCUGUGAACCCCUGGGGGGCUACUACCCAUGGCCAUACAAUUAUCAAGGCUGUCGUUCUGCUUGCAGAGUUAUCAUGCCAUGUAACUGGUGGGUUGCCCGCAUCUUGGGCAUGGUGUAAAAUCACUUCAUAAAUCAGAUAUUGUCAGGCAAGAACGAACUUCAGAAUUGACAUCCAAGAAGCAUAAAGCAUGUUCAAGUCAACGGAUCACAGAGACGUGAGUAGUGUGUGUAAACGUAUUGAAAGGACAGUUUGUCUACAGUUAUAUUCCUUCAAUAUUUGCUUCAACAUUAAAGCCUUUGCUUUUCCAAGCUAUUCUGAAAUAAACAAAAAACUCAUAAACUCAAAUUCCUUUUAAUCAA
Jaculus jaculus (lesser Egyptian jerboa) is the source of this 1342-nucleotide messenger RNA. It is a transcript of the gene Cnmd, whose product is annotated as chondromodulin. The transcript has 7 exons. The coding region runs from base 3 to 1100 and encodes 365 amino acids. Gene Ontology annotation, biological process: negative regulation of endothelial cell proliferation; negative regulation of angiogenesis. NCBI's taxonomy places the organism in Eukaryota, Metazoa, Chordata, Mammalia, Rodentia, Dipodidae. The record is from RefSeq and is a predicted model, not a curated record.